AUGCCUUCACUUCUCCCUCUCAGCCUGUAUUGCAUCAGCCUCCUGUUCCUCCAGCUUAACGCGCUCCCAGUGGGAAACAGGUUGGACUUCCAGCCAAUCUUGCAUCAGCUGAAAGAAGGAAGUACUGUUUUCCCAGAUUCUGAUUCAUCCUCUGAGCCAACUAAUGCACCAGCUGUAGCUUUGGACAGAACCUCUUUAUGGAGAGCCUUACUCUAUAAAAACCCACCUCCGUCAUCUCAGGAGUCAAAACGUGAUCUCAACCCAUUUGUCAGUUCUGUUGAGCGAGGAUCAGAGUCAAACCAAAGAAGCCCCAGAAAUCGCCGCAGUACCCACACUCGAGGUCAUCACCAGCAUGCCCAGUUGAUGCGUGUUGGGUGUGUCCUCAGCACGUGCCAGGUACAGAAGAUCAACCAUCGCUUCCACCAGCUGUUCGGCCAGACCGGACGGGAAGAAAAAGCCCCAGUAAACCCACAAAGCCCACAUAGUUAUGGAUGA
Molecule: messenger RNA, 495 nt
Organism: Neoarius graeffei (lesser salmon catfish)
Lineage: Eukaryota; Metazoa; Chordata; Actinopteri; Siluriformes; Ariidae
Gene: adm2a
Product: adrenomedullin 2a
Exons: 2
Coding region: 1-495 (164 amino acids)
Biological process (GO): adenylate cyclase-activating G protein-coupled receptor signaling pathway; positive regulation of heart rate; regulation of systemic arterial blood pressure
Source: RefSeq, a predicted model, not a curated record